Messenger RNA from Mesocestoides corti, 867 nucleotides. Lineage: Eukaryota; Metazoa; Platyhelminthes; Cestoda; Cyclophyllidea; Mesocestoididae. The record is from the annotation of a GenBank genome assembly.
AUGUCCGGCGUUCCGAUCACUUUCUGGCGAGUCAAGUCUUUUGGUGGUCGAAUCUCGCUUACAAUCCAGUUUGUUGAUGCCUCUUCUGUUGAACCCCCUUGGGAACUUUGGUUGGCUCCCCUUACGAAGUUCAGAGCACGCUAUUUCGCCGCUAUGGCGACGCAAUCAAAGCAGAAGAAAAUAAAGGGCGGUCGCCAAAAGCUGAAGCUGUUUCGUGCCAACGAGCCGCUGAAGAGCGUGCUCAUGUGGGGCAUCAACCACUCCCUCACCACCCUGCAACACGUGAAGCCCCGAGCUGUUCUCCUCAAGGACGACUUCAAGGCUUACCUCAAGAUUAAAGUGAAGGGCCACCUCUUCAAUAAAGAGAACAUGCCCAGUCGAUUCAAGUUCAAGGAGUACUGUCCGCUUGCUUUCCAGAAUCUCAGAGAACGCUUCAGUGUUGACACUGGCGACUACUGGGAGUCUUUUACGCGCUUCCAGCCCCUUUGGGACAGCGUUAAUGGGAAGUCAGGUUCCAAGUUUUUGGUGACCUACAACAGGCACUAUGUGUUGAAGACCAUCACCUCCGAAGAGGUCGAACAAAUGCACAAUUUCAUCGAAAGCUACCAUGAGUAUGUUGUUCACUGUCAUGGCCAAACGCUGUUGCCUCAGUACCUCGGAAUGUACCGCAUCACCGUCAAUGAUCAGGAGACUUACCUCCUUGCGAUGCGCAACGUCUUCAGUCCUCGAGUGACCAUCCACAGGAAAUAUGAUCUUAAGUGUACUGCCUCGGCCAGCAUCAAGCGUCGUCGAGUGAGUUUGGCUUCCCUCGAUAACUCCUAUCCCCGGGGGUGGGUGUUAAUGCCCGCAACAGCACACAAAAAAUGA